Trichomycterus rosablanca is the source of this 5221-nucleotide messenger RNA. RefSeq names its product calcium/calmodulin-dependent protein kinase (CaM kinase) II gamma 1 (gene camk2g1). The transcript has 23 exons. The coding region runs from base 87 to 1979 and encodes 630 amino acids. Gene Ontology annotation, biological process: protein phosphorylation. Lineage: Eukaryota; Metazoa; Chordata; Actinopteri; Siluriformes; Trichomycteridae. The record is from RefSeq and is a predicted model, not a curated record. Gene Ontology annotation, molecular function: calcium/calmodulin-dependent protein kinase activity; calmodulin binding; ATP binding.
GAACACAUGAAACUGAGAGUGUCUCCUCCCGAAACACGAACACAGUGCUGAUAGAAGCGCUCGGCGACACCCCUUUCCCUCACAACAUGGCUACAAUAGUCACCUCGACCAGGUUCACCGACGACUACCAGCUUUACGAAGAGCUGGGAAAGGGUGCCUUCUCUGUGGUGCGCAGAUGCCUGAAGAAGUCUACAGGCCAGGAGUAUGCUGCUAAAAUCAUCAACACCAAGAAGCUGACAGCCAGAGAUCAUCAGAAGCUGGAGCGAGAGGCGCGGAUCUGUCGUCUUCUUAAACACCCCAAUAUUGUCCGGCUCCAUGACAGUAUUGCAGAAGAAGGGUUUCAUUACCUCCUCUUUGACCUUGUGACUGGAGGCGAGCUGUUUGAAGACAUUGUUGCCAGAGAGUAUUACAGUGAAGCUGAUGCGAGCCAGUGCAUCAGUCAAAUCCUAGAGAGCGUCAGUCAUAUUCACCAGCAUGACAUUGUGCACAGAGACCUUAAGCCUGAGAACCUGCUGUUGGCCAGUAAGAUGAAGGGCGCAGCAGUAAAGCUCGCUGACUUUGGACUGGCUAUAGAGGUGCAGGGAGAUCAGCAGGCAUGGUUUGGUUUUGCUGGCACUCCUGGUUACCUGUCUCCAGAAGUUCUGAGGAAGGAUCCUUAUGGUAAACCUGUGGAUAUUUGGGCCUGUGGAGUGAUCCUGUAUAUUCUACUCGUGGGCUAUCCGCCAUUCUGGGAUGAAGAUCAGCAUAAGCUGUAUCAGCAGAUUAAAGCUGGAGCUUAUGACUUUCCUUCUCCCGAGUGGGACACUGUCACCCCUGAGGCCAAGAACCUCAUCAACCAGAUGCUGACUAUUAACCCAGCUAAGAGGAUCACCGCUGAGCAGGCCCUCAAGCACCCAUGGGUUUGUCAACGAUCUACAGUGGCAUCCAUGAUGCAUCGACAGGAGACCGUGGAGUGUCUGCGCAAGUUCAAUGCUCGGCGAAAACUAAAGGGAGCUAUCCUGACCACUAUGCUGGUUUCCAGGAACUUCUCAGUGGGCCGGCAGCAUACCAGCCCUGCUGCUCCCACCACCAGCACUGCCGCACUUGCACAGGAAGCAUGCAAAAGUUUACUCAACAAAAAAUCUGAAGGAAGUAAGCCCCAGACAAACAACACUAAAAACAGUGUAGUGAGUGCAGUAGUGAGUGCCCUGAAGGAGAGCAACAUGGCCUCCUCUACACCUAUGGAGCCACAGACUACAGUAGUGCACAACCCAGCAGAUGGUACCAAGGGUUCCACAGAGAGCUGUAACACAAAUGAGGAGGAGGAUAUGAAAGGUAGGAAAGUGGAGAGUGUUCAGGGAACCAGCAGUGACAGUGCAGUGAUGAGCCAGUGCAGUGCCGGGGAUGAGCCGCCCGCUCUGGUGGCAUCACCACAGUGCCCACCAGCCACUAUGGUGCAUGACAUAAAGCGCAUGGCGUGGAACAGUUCGGGACAUGCCUCGUGCCCAGAGUUAGAGCGUGCUCAGAAUGUUCCCAUUGCCAUGGCUCAGGGGUACAAGAGUGGGGCUACUACAAAUGGGGCUACAUCCCAGUUAGCUCGCAAGCAAGAGAUUAUCAAGAUCACAGAGCAGCUGAUUGAAGCUGUGAACAAUGGAGACUUUGAAGCAUACACGAGAAUUUGUGACCCUGGCUUGACCUCAUUUGAGCCUGAAGCACUGGGUAACCUAGUGGAGGGGAUGGACUUUCACAAGUUUUACUUUGAAAACUUGUUAAGUAAGAACAAUAAGCCCAUGCACACCACAAUCCUGAAUCCACACGUGCACCUGAUUGGAGAAGAUGCAGCGUGCAUCGCCUACAUCCGGCUGACCCAGUACAUCGACAGCCAGGGCCGCCCGCGCACCUGCCAGUCUGAAGAGACACGCGUGUGGCACCGCCGUGAUAGCAAAUGGCUUAACGUGCACUUCCACUGCUCAGGAGCGCCAGCUGCACCGCUACAGUGAAGCCUGCAGGGUACAGGUUGCCUGGAUUCUUAAUGAUGGAAGUGUUUGUUCCUUGUGGCCGGAUGGGCAUGUGGAGGCCGGCUGGAUGACAGCAAGCUACAGACACGCUAUUGAAGAUAACAUCCAGUCCAACUGUCAACACCACCUUACCUGUCCAACCUUAGACCACUAGGAUCUGGCUGCGGCUGUGGCCCUGUCCAUGGGAUGGUGCAUGCAUCUGAUGCCCACACAGGGGCGCUGUUUAUGGACUCAUCUUUUUUUUUUCUCGCCCGUUAAAGAUGUCCAGAAGGUGUUGUAAGUACUGAUCUAUGAAUUCAUAUUGUAUAUUGUAAAAAAAAAAAUAUAUACCAGAAGCUACAAUCAAGUUGAAGCAUUAGUAUGUUCAGUGAAAUGGAAUUGGAGUAUUAAGAGGGUCGCUACACAAGAGAUGACCAAAAAUCACUUGAACAGUUUAAUGGGUGUAAUCUAAACCCUCCAGCCUGUACACUUUGUAGAUGUGGGAUACAGAUUAUUUAGAGACUUAAAAUAAAACACAUCCACAAAUCAGACGGAGUGUCAAAAAAAAAAAGAAGCACCAAAGUGUAGUCUUUAGGCAUUUAAAGCAGUGGUUCUGGGCUUUUUGUUUCUUGUGUUUUUAAUCUAAGGGUAUGUGGGAAGGUUUAAGUGGUUUGGGGUUUUAGUAUUCCAUGUUAAUGUGUUCGUGGAUUUUUUUUUUCCUUCCUGUCAUUGACAGAUGUUGUAUCAAAGUAUUUUGUGUUAAGCAAUUACAAUUUUUAAUAUUAGUUUAAACUUUUUUAACAUUAAUACCUGUAAAGCUAUAUAAAUAUAUAUUUAAAUAAGAUCAACAGGAGAUUCACCUUUAGGAUGCAGAAAACGAUUCGACUCUGUUUACUUUGUGUGUGUGUGUGUGUGUGUGUGUGUGUGUGUGUGUGUACGCGCGUGCGUGCGUGUGUGUGUACAGACAUGUUAAACCCACCACCGCACCGUUAUUAUAUUAGCCUGGUUAGAAUGCUUCAUGUUUAGCUGUGUGCAUUUAAGAGCCCUUGUGAAUGGACAAAGUGCUACAGGAACAGCACUACAUGCUCAUUUUACUCAUCCAUUCCCGUGCAACAGGGGAACACGCCUACACGCAACUUAGAACCAUUCAAGUCAGAAAUCAUUGCAGUAAUAAUGAUAAUAAUAAUAAUAGUGCUUUCAUAAAUCUGAUUGAAAUGUAAGCUGGCUGGCACGAUUUCCAAGAAAGAGCUGAUGAGUCAUUAUUUUUCUGACCCCAUUUACACCUGGUUAUUCCUGCAUCUCGUAUCCAUGCUGUAUUCUGAUAGGACUGAAGGUUUCUCACUUCUGGUUGGUUUUGUUAAUUGGUUAAUACGCUUCCCUGUUAAAUAGUCUAUGAAAUAAGGCUACGUUGAUUAACACCUCCACUACUUUCUACUUUUGUUUUUAUUACUUUAUGUGUUAGAGAUGCUAGUAAUUAGUAAUAGUAUAGCUAUAAACAGGACACACUUCAAGCUAUAUUAUGUGAUUUAGGUUCAUAAUUAAACACCUCCUUGCUUUUUAUUUAGCUAAUAUAUUGAUAGAAGCGCAAAUAUUUUAUUUAUUUAAGCAUAUUAGGGGAAAAUCGAAUCUAUAAUAAUCAUGCCAUAUGUGUAAUAUUUGAUAUUCUUCACUUAAACCUUGCAUCAAAACAUGCAGAGCUUCUCAUUUUUACCUAAAAGAAUUCAACUAAACAUUAAGCUUAAUCAGGGGUGUUCAAAUAUUUGCAUAUGACUAUGCAAAACAGUCAAACUUUGAGUGCUAGAGACUGUCAGGCUAACUUCUAAACAGAAGGACUGUUCCUAUUUACUGUUUAAAGUUCAUUUGCUCAGUUAGAAGUGGUAAUGCAUGCUUAAACAUAUGAUAAAGGUAUGUGUAUGUUACAUGCUUAUACACUAAUAUGUGUAUAUAUAAACAUGCCGUUUGCCUCCUAGAUGUGACACAGCUAAAGCUUUAACUCCUUUAAAUCUGUAUUGUACUGUGAGAAAUCCUUCAAAACGUAUAAAAAGCAGGACUGGGUGUAAACGGGGUCCCAAAUACCUAAAAUGCACUUGUAUGACGAGUAAGAAUAUUUUAUUGAAACAACCAUUUUGUAGUAAAAUCACAUGCUGACCCAUCACAUUUCAGGCCUACACACUUGCAUGGACAGUCUGUGGCUGUUCAGGUGGUGGAUUGUCUAAACAUCCCUGUACAAUUUUGUUCACCUGGUGAUGGUUAUGUACGUGCACUUGUUUCAAUCGUCGUACACAAUUAUUAAUCUGCGAGCAUCACUGUAAUCGUGGUAGAAAACAUUGUCACAGUUUAAGCUCUGAUUUACUUAUGUAAAUGGUAUAGCACAAAUGCAGGGUUUAAGGCUCUGGUUAUAAGACCAUUAAAGAACAAUAAGCCUGUUUUGAUUUUGAUUAUAGGCUUUGAAGAACCUUUUCACCUCUGUCUGUUUCAUACAGUCUGAGGUUAUAAAAAGAUCAGAUCACAAGAACAUUCAGUCAGUGCAUGUGUUGAAUAUGUCUUACAUGGAAGAGUUCUCAGUCCGUGUUUAUACAUGUAUGUAUAACGUCCACAUCCCUCAUGGAGUGUAGGGCUUUGGAACAUAUCAGCAUCGUAACUCUGCUCAUGUGGGUGUGUGUGUGUGUGUGUGUGUGUCACCUUCAUCACAAAGCCCUUGUAGUGAUGCUCUUUAAGCUUGUUUUGUCUUUGUGUUCUGGGGGAAUUGCUGCCAUGCCUGGGCAAUUCAUUUACUUUGUAUUUUAUUCUGAACCAGUUUGUAAGUUUCUUUUUUGCAGUUUCUGUGAAUGAAUAAAAAUGUAAAGGAGGACACUGAUUGAUUAGAUACAUUAAGAUACACCAUAAAUGCUGGGAACAAACCCUAAAACAUCAUCUGGCCUGCCUGUUGCAAACGAGAGCAAUCCAAAUAUGCAGCUUAAUGAAAAUGAAUAUGCAUGUUUACUUUUCUUGGUAAACUUUUUUUUCUAUGUGUGUUUACCUUAGUAAAACAGGAAGUUCUGUUCUUGGUUAUCUUAUGACAUGAAAACCACACUAUUUGGCGGGAAUACAUAAUGUACCUUGUUUAAAAUAUGUCUCAGCUUGGUAUGCUCCCCUUUGUUCUGAGUAAAUCUGUUGCAUUGUAAUAGUAUACUAUUGGGCUGCGUAUAUGAAUGCUGGAUUUUGCAUGAUCAUACAUUUAAUAAAACCAUGAAUUGAAAACUGUC